AUGGCGUCUCCAUCACCGCAAGGUGGCCCAACCGACGAGGAGACUGCCGCUGGUCGUCCUGAGCAUACCUCUAUCAAAUCCCCCGAUACCACCUCGCAAGAUCACUUACAUCCUGAUGCUGGCCAAUCGUCACCUGCUUCGUCGAAACCUUGUUUCCCCCAACUCAGUUUCGAUACCCCAGACCGAGUGUUUCCUAUUCGAUCCGUUAUCUCUGUCGAUCCAACAGCUUCGAACCCUCCCACAUCCCAGUCGCCCCCACCACAAUGGUCGCAAUCCAGACCCGUAUCUCCAGUUAAAGAAGGGGAACAUGGAUUUUCUAGUAUAGACCAAGCUUCUCGGCAGAAUACGCAAGAAGAAGAAGAUGAUGAUGAUAAGUCGCCGCGUCGCGGAGACGGUUCCACAGAUCAGAUGGGCAUGUCGGACAUAGAGGAAAAUAAAGAGUCAGGAAGUGCGGCACGCCACCUUAUAAUUGAGAAUAUAUCUGCUCAAUUUUCCAGUGAUGGACAUAGUGUCGCUUCAAGCACCGAUGGUGGGGUUCCUGUGGCCAGAGAUGAGCAUUCGCGGAGUACACCGACAGAGAACAACGAACCCGAUUUGGUUACUUCUCGAUUCCAGCAUAUCGUUACCGAGUCUGGUCAUGCUAUUAUAACUGGGCGUAAUGGCGCGGACUUCCAAUUUUGUGAGGAUGAGCCGAUCCAUAUUCCUGGUGCAGUUCAAAGCUUUGGUGCUUUGAUCGCGGUUGAAGAAGAAAAAGAAGGGAAGUUGGUCGUGCGAGUUGUGAGCGAGAACUCGGCAGAUUUGCUUGGUUAUACGCCACAACAACUUUUUGCUCUGGAAAGUUUCACCGAUAUACUUACCGAGGAACAAGAAGAUAAUCUUCUUGAUCACGUUGAUUUCAUAAGGGACGAAUCCUGUGAUCCAAGGAUACAUGGGCCGGAAGUGUUUAUUGUCUCCAUUGUAAGCCCUGCAGGCGAAACGAAGAAGUACUGGUGUGCCAUGCAUGUGAACGAAGCCAAUAAUAAGCUCAUCAUCUGCGAAUUUGAGUUCGAAGACGAUCAUGUCCAUCCCUUGAAUGUUUCAGGACAAACGACUCCGGACGAACCUUCUGGUACUUUGGGAAUCGACCCGACACCUGAAGAGUUAGCUGCAAGUACUGUCAAUAUGAGCCGUCCUCUUCGUGUUUUGCGCAAUGCUCGGAGGCGCAAAGGUGAAGCUGCAGCUAUGAAGGUGUUCAAUAUUUUGACACAAAUCCAGGAACAGCUGUCAGCUGCGUCGACAUUGGACACGCUUUUGAAUACAGCAACGGGUCUUGUGAGAGAGCUUACUGGAUUCCAUCGUGUCAUGAUAUAUCAGUUCGACAGCAGCUGGAAUGGCAUGGUCGUCGCUGAACUUGUAGAUCCUCGAGCAACCAAAGAUCUUUUCAAGGGGUUGCAUUUUCCUGCGUCCGAUAUUCCGAAACAAGCACGGGAGUUGUACAAAAUCAACAAAGUCAGGCUCUUGUAUGAUCGCGACCUGACCACAUCACGUCUUGUGUGCCGAACUGUGAAGGACCUCGAGACACCUUUGGAUAUGACACAUGCAUAUUUGCGAGCAAUGUCUCCCAUCCAUCUCAAGUAUUUAGCCAACAUGGAUGUACGCGCAUCGAUGUCUAUCAGUGUGAACGCCUUCAACGAGUUAUGGGGUCUGAUCUCUUGUCAUUCGUACGGAGCAACGGGCAUGCGAGUGUCAUUUCCUAUUCGUAAAAUGUGUCGUUUGAUUGGUGAUACUGUUUCUCGAAACAUUGAAAGACUUUCUUAUACAUCGCGCCUGCAAGCCCGGAAACUAAUCAACACUGUUCCUACAGAGGCGAACCCUUCGGGUUACAUCAUUGCAUCAUCUGACGAUCUUCUGAAGCUAUUUGAUGCCGACUACGGUGCUCUAUCAAUACGGGAUGAAACAAAGCUUCUAGGUCGUUUGAUGCAUACGCCAGAGGUCUUGGCUUUGCUUGAAUAUUUGAAAAUGCGUCAACUCAAUUCAGUGCUAGCGUCUCAUGAUGUCAGCGAGGACUUUCCAGACUUGAGAUACCCUCCAGGGUUCAAAUAUGUUUCAGGUUUACUGUAUGUGCCUCUCUCUGCCGGAGGACGGGACUUUAUUGUCUUUUUCAGACGUGGGCAAAUGACAGAAAUCAAAUGGGCGGGCAAUCCGUACGAAAAGAAGUCAAGAAAUGGAACGACUGGGUAUUUGGAACCGCGAAAGAGUUUUAAGACUUGGCGAGAGACUGUCAUAAGUCGGUCGCGAGAGUGGUCAGAAACUGACGUUGAGACAGCAGCAGUGUUGUGUCUUGUUUACGGAAAAUUUAUUGAAGUGUGGAGGCAGAAAGAAGCGGCCAUGCAGAGUACUCAAUUGACCAAACUGUUGCUAGCCAAUUCGGCCCACGAAGUUCGAACGCCAUUGAAUGCCAUUGUCAACUACUUGGAAAUUGCAUUGGAGGGCUCAUUGGAUUCAGAAACUCGCGAGAAUCUUGCCAGGUCGCAUUCCGCGUCUAAGUCUUUGAUUUACGUCAUCAACGAUCUUCUUGACUUGACUAAUACUGAAAAGGGACAAAAUCUGAUUAAAGAUGAAGUUUUUGACUUGCAUGCAACUUUUAAAGAAGCUACAGAAAUGUUCCAAGGCGAGGCAAAACGAAAAGAUAUUGCUUACAAUAUCAACCUAUAUCCUGGCCUUCCUAAAUCCGUUCUGGGUGAUCAACGCCGAGUCCGUCAGGUUAUCGUCAACAUCAUUGCCAAUGCUAUACACCACAUCAAUUCUGGCCAUGUAAAUGUUGAGAUUUGGCGCUCUCCGGUCCAGCCAGAUCACCAGGAAACAGUGGAUGUUGAAUUUGCUGUCGACGAUACAGGCGCAGGAAUGUCUCAGGCCGCUGUCGAUGCACUCUUCCGCGAUUUGGAACAGGUCUCUUGUGAAGAAGAGAACUAUUAUUAUGAGCAGGAGCAGGAGCAGGAGCGAGAACAGGAAAAAGCAAAAGAAUCCCAGGAUGGAGGAGAGAAACGCGUUUUGGGCCUUGGUCUGGCCCUGGUAGCUCGAAUUGUUCGUAAUAUGCACGGGCAGCUGAGCGUAAAAUCCGAAGAAGGCAAAGGUAGUCGCUUCAAGAUCAUGCUAAGAUUCCCUGUUCCUACGAAAGAACAAACUGCUACUGCUGUCGCACAGUUUGCUGGCCCUGAAGCAGUCGGUACGCCAAGCACACCGCCCUUGACUGAGGGUGAGGUCAUGUUGGUUGAUAGUAACGCAUUGCCCAAAAGCGGUCAACGACGACACAGCGCAGACAGUAUUAGAAGUGGUGGCAGUUUUGGUAGUUCUCGGAGUGGUCGAAGUGAAGCCGAUCGUCUUAUAAGUGCCAUCCAAGAACCAGCCCUGGUCAACCGAACUGUGACACCUGAAGAAUCGCGAAAGUCCAAGUCGGAGGGCACCAACAAGAUUCAAGAAGUUGCUUCUUUGACUCAACAACCACUAUCCUCUAGUCCUUCAAAGAGCCACGCUCCCGGACAUAUCUCCCUUCUCGAGCGAGCAGAUUUGCGUCACAUGAUGCCCCUGGGGUCUCCUCCAGUUACAGGACAAGAAUCUAUCACAGACUCUGGCAUACCGCUGAGCGCUUUGAGGGUUGAAGAACAAGAUGUUAAACGGCCACAUUCACCACCAGAACUCGCUCGACAAAGGUCAGCAUCGGUGGCUACAACAGGAAUUACCUCGCCGGGUGUUGGACCUGAUAUAUCCCCCUUUGAUGCUCUCCAUGUACUUGUUGCUGAAGACGACCCUGUCAACAGCAAGAUAGUGCAAAAGCGACUGCAGCGAGCUGGGCAUUCAGUAUACCUGACUGGAAACGGAGAGGAAUGUGCCGAUGCAUACCGUAACAGUCCACAGGCAUUUGAUGCCAUCCUCAUGGAUAUUCAGAUGCCCAUUGUUGACGGUAUGGAUUCAACGGCGAUGAUACGGAAAUUCGAGCAAUCCUCUCAUGAUUACCAAUUGUCGGACAAAGCCAAGCCACUUGAACGAGUUCCUAUAUUCGCCGUUUCAGCGUCACUUGUUGAGAAGGAUGUUCAGAAAUAUAUUGACACUGGGUUCGAUGGAUACAUUAUGAAACCAAUCGACUUUAAACGAGUCAAUGCUAUUCUUUCUGCCUUAAAGGCUGAUAGUACGCCAGAAGCAAUGACUUAUACACCCGGAAACUGGGAGCAUGGUGGCUGGUUUGACUGGUCAAAAUACCUCAGGGUCAAGUCUGAGUCUUAA
Talaromyces marneffei is the source of this 4260-nucleotide messenger RNA. RefSeq lists its product as uncharacterized. Gene Ontology annotation, molecular function: phosphorelay sensor kinase activity; protein binding. The coding region runs from base 1 to 4260 and encodes 1419 amino acids. The transcript is spliced from 2 exons. The record is from RefSeq and is a predicted model, not a curated record. Gene Ontology annotation, biological process: phosphorelay signal transduction system; regulation of DNA-templated transcription; detection of visible light. NCBI's taxonomy places the organism in Eukaryota, Fungi, Ascomycota, Eurotiomycetes, Eurotiales, Trichocomaceae.